This is a messenger RNA of Diaporthe amygdali, 2193 nucleotides long. RefSeq lists its product as uncharacterized. The coding region runs from base 1 to 2193 and encodes 730 amino acids. Gene Ontology annotation, cellular component: cortical endoplasmic reticulum. The record is from RefSeq and is a predicted model, not a curated record. NCBI's taxonomy places the organism in Eukaryota, Fungi, Ascomycota, Sordariomycetes, Diaporthales, Diaporthaceae. Gene Ontology annotation, biological process: chloride transmembrane transport. Gene Ontology annotation, molecular function: chloride channel activity. The transcript has 6 exons.
AUGGCGACCUUGCGGAGCUUGUACAGGUCGGAUCAUGCAGAUCGACCUGAGUUCAAUACUAACUUCAAUGUUGACUACGUGGUUCACUACAAUAUCCCAACCGAAGAUUCGACCAAAGCAGAAGCUGCCUUCGUGCAACUCAUUGAGGCCCUCUCCAGCGUGGGACUCGCCACUGAAGUCCGCCGUGGUGUUGACUCGUCCGUCCUGAUCUUCGUCAAGGUCGCCUCCGACGACCUGCUCAAGCAGCAUGCGUACCGAUACAGGGUCCAGGACUGGCUGUAUGGCGUUCGCACUUCAGCACCCGGCAAGGAUUUGGCCUCGUACUUUGAGAAGCAGCCUAUUUCAGAGGCCGAGAAGCUGAGGCUCGUGUACCUCUUGAUCACGAAGCCGCGGAACGAGGGUGGUGCAGGCGUGACGCCCAACAUCGGCCAGUGGAAAUCCGUCAAGUCAAUCUUCCCGCUCCACAAUCACGCGUUCAACAGGCAGUGGAUCAAGAAGUUGAGCACCAAGUAUUUCAUCGAGGAGGAUGACAUUGUCCAGAUACGCGACAAGUUUGGAGAGCAGAUCGCCUUUUACUUCGCAUUCAUGCAGGCCUACUUCUCAUUUCUCAUAUUCCCUGCCGCCUUCGGUUUCGGCGCGUGGCUCAUUCUGGGUCAAUUCUCAUGGUUCUAUGCCAUAGUGAACUGCCUAUGGUCUGUGGUGUUCUUCGAGUACUGGAAGAAGAAGGAGGUGGAUCUUGCUGUCCAGUGGGGCGUCCGAAGUGUCUCUCGCAUCCAGCAUCCUCGAACACAGUUCCAAUUCGAACGCGAGGCCCAAGAUCCUGUCACGGGCGAGAUCAUAAAGGUCUACUCUCCCAUGAAGAGGCUCCAGCGCCAACUGCUCCAGCUACCCUUUGCCAUCACCUGCUUGCUUGUUCUUGGGAGUCUCAUAAUUUCUUGCUUCUCGAUUGAGAUCUUUAUCUCGGAAGUCUACAACGGCCCAUUCAAGCAGUACCUCGUGUUUCUACCCACCCUGCUUUUAUCAGUGUUCAUGCCGGCACUGACCACCAUUCUGACGAACCUGGCGGAGAAGCUGACCCACCUAGAGAACUACGAGACACAGGACUCGCACCAAGCUGCCUUUGUCCAAAAGAUUUUCGUUAUCAACUUCAUCGUCUCUUACUUGCCGAUCAUCCUGACAGCAUUUGUCUAUGUACCCUUUGGCAAAAUCCUUGUGCCAUAUCUUGAUGUAUUCCAUGUCACUGCCCAGAAGUUUACCACUGACGGGAAAGUGGAGACCCAGGCCUUUGAAAUCAACCCAGAUCGGCUCAAGAAGCAGAUUAUUUAUUUCACGGUGACGGCGCAGGUUGUCAACCUCCUUCUGGAGACCGUAGUGCCGUUGAUCAAGCGGAAGGUCUUCAAGGCAGUCAAGGAAGUGCAAACUGCAAAAAGUGGCGCGCCCCAACAUGAAGACCCGGAGGAAGAGGCAGCAUUUCUCGAACGCGUUCGGAACGAGGCGGAGCUGGACAAAUAUGACGUGACAGUGGAUUAUCGCGAAAUGGUGGUUCAAUUUGGUUAUUUGUCACUUUUCUCUGUGAUCUGGCCCCUGACUGCCUGCUCGUUCCUCGUCAACAACUGGAUCGAAGCGCGAUCCGACGCGAUGAAGAUCGCUAUUGGCAGCCAGAGACCGGUACCAUGGAGAUCUGAUUCCAUCGGUCCUUGGUUGACCUCGCUGGGAUUUCUGUCAUGGCUGGGAAGUCUGACAAGCGCCGCAAUUGUCUACUUGUUCAACAGCGAUCCAUAUGGUCCUGAUGGUGUGCCGUCCAACGUCAAGGGUUGGGCGUUACUUCUCACCAUCCUGUUCGCUGAGCAUCUCUAUCUGGUCGUCCAGUUCGUUGUUCGCUAUGUGAUUGGCAACAUGGACAGCCCUGGACUGCAGAAAGAGCGUGCCGAGCGGUUUGCAAUGCGUAAACUCCACCUCCAAGAGACAUUGGGCGAAGAUUUCGCGGAGAAUGCAGUUGCAGCGAAUUUGGGUGCGGGCGAGAAAAUCACCCGCGAGGCUCUUGAGGAAGAGGCUCGCAGGGCUUCGGUCUCCGGCUCGGGAACGCCCGAGCAGCUUUUCUGGCAGCGUCAGCGCGGCGCAGCAGAGACCAUCCAGAUUGGGCGAGGACUGAUCUCCGAAGCUGCGGCUGCAAACAAGACAAAGGCGCAGUAG